UCCAAGUUACUCAACUGAGUAGAUAUGGCUCUUCUUGCAGUUGAGAAUGCAAAGAAAAAUAAUGAAAGCAAAGUGAAGCAAGAUUUCAAUCCCUUCACCAAAUAUUUUGAAGUCAAGGAGAGCUUGAUUUCCCUCAAAGAUGGGGGAAUAACAUCAGGAUUCCAACACAAAGAGGCCGAUGCAUAUCCAGUAUCAAGCCCGGCUGAAUCUACCAUUACAGACAAGCAAUCUUCUGGGACUGCCCAGAUGACCAUAUUCUAUAAUGGAAUGGUUAAUAUAUAUGACACUAUUCCUUUAGAUAAGGCACAGGCCAUUAUGUUACUUGCCAGUAGUGGGAAUAAAUCAUUUCCAAAAAUGAUUCACAACCAACCCAUUCCAAGGGGUCCAUAUUUUCCGCUUGUGAGAAAGCAUUCUGUACAAAGCUUCCUGGAGAAGCGCAAGAAUAGGUGGAUUCCCAAAACUCCCUAUGCAAAAGAAGAAAAGCCAAAGCUAAAUCUAUGCCCCACAGCUUCGUGA
Messenger RNA from Cryptomeria japonica (Japanese cedar), 516 nucleotides. RefSeq names its product protein TIFY 11d-like. The transcript is spliced from 6 exons. Lineage: Eukaryota; Viridiplantae; Streptophyta; Pinopsida; Cupressales; Cupressaceae. The coding region runs from base 25 to 516 and encodes 163 amino acids. Gene Ontology annotation, cellular component: nucleus. The record is from RefSeq and is a predicted model, not a curated record. Gene Ontology annotation, biological process: regulation of jasmonic acid mediated signaling pathway; regulation of defense response; response to wounding.